GUUCUUAACGUUUCACUCCCCUUAGCAACCCGCUUUGUAGAUCACUUUCAUGCUAAAACUACAACGAAAAAGGGACUGUAAGUUGUGAAACCAAAGUGACUGGGAUUUCGUCAUUUACCACGCGAUCAAAAAGCUAAUAACCGGCUACCAGAUGGCUUAAUAAAUUAAAAGGAAGAGUACUUGCUCUCACUUAAAUGAGACACGUUGUAGCUUUAUUAUAUAAGUGUAGUGUAUUUAGUAAACAAAUUCCUAUCCUCUGCAAUCAAGUCAGAUUAUCUCAUAUUGAGUGGGGUAGCAAUAAACUUCACAGGAAGAUUAAAAUACCAAAUCCACUAAGGGAAAUUAUCAUGGCUGAUCCUAAAAUUGAAGAAAUCUUGGCGCCCCUGCGCGCCAGCGUCAAGGAACAGGGCGACUUGGUGAGGAAACUCAAACAAGAAAAAGCUCCUGAAAUUGACAUAAAGAAAGCUGUUGCUGAACUUAAAGCAAGAAAGAAAGUUUUGGAGGACAAAGAACUGAGUCUCGCUCCCGCCGAAGAGCUAUUUGAUCGUGCUAAGAUGGAGGAUCUUAUCAAAAGAAGGUUCUUCUAUGACCAGUCCUUUGCUAUCUACGGUGGUAUCACUGGCCAAUUUGAUUUUGGUCCCAUGGGAUGCGCCCUAAAAAGCAAUAUGAUCCAACUUUGGAGAAAAUAUUUUAUUCUGCAGGAACAGAUGUUGGAGGUGGACUGCUCAAUUCUGACACCAGAACCAGUACUUAAAGCUUCUGGACAUGUGGAACGGUUUGCAGACCUUAUGACUAAAGAUGUCAAGUCUGGGGAGUGUUUCCGCUUGGACCACUUGAUUAAGGCUCAUCUUGAAAAAGUAAAAAGUGAGAAAAAUUCAACUGCUGAGCUUAAAGCUGAGAUUGAAGAUAUUCUUGUUAAGCUUGAUGGUAUGACAGCUGACCAAAUGGCAGCUUUGAUGCAGAGGUUCCAAAUGAAGUCACCUAUUAGCGGCAAUGAUUUGACUCCACCAAUUGAGUUUAAUCUUAUGUUCAACACUCAGAUUGGCCCCAGUGGUUUAGUUAAAGGUUUCUUAAGACCUGAAACUGCUCAAGGCAUAUUUGUCAACUUUAAACGACUUUUAGAAUUUAACCAGGGCCGUUUACCAUUUGCUGCUGCCCAAAUUGGAAAUUCUUUCAGAAAUGAAAUAUCUCCUCGUUCUGGUUUGCUCAGGGUUAGGGAAUUCACUAUGUGCGAAAUUGAACACUUCUGUGACUCUAAAGACCACCCUAAGUUUGAAUCUGUAAAGGACACUCAGAUGCUGUUCUAUUCUGCUGAUAAUCAGGAACAGGGAAGACCUGCAGAGAUCAUGACCAUUGGUGAUGCUGUUGCUAAAGGUAUUGUGAAUAAUGAGACUCUGGGCUAUUUCAUGGCAAGAAUCCAUUUGUACAUGUUGGCGGUCGGCAUUGACCCUAAAAAGCUGAGGUUCAGACAGCAUAUGGGUAAUGAGAUGGCUCACUAUGCUUGUGACUGCUGGGAUGCUGAGUGUCUCACCAGCUAUGGCUGGGUGGAAUGUGUAGGCUGUGCCGAUAGAUCUGCCUAUGAUUUGACCCAGCAUAGCAAAGCAACUGGCAUCAGGCUAGCCGCUGAAAAGAAACUACCAGCACCUAAACAAAUUGAAGUGGUUGAAGCUGUGCCUAACAAAGCAGCUAUUGGCAAAGAGUUUAAGAAAGAUGCUAAAAUCAUAAAUGACGGAUUAGCUGCUAUGGACUCUGCUGAGUUAGAAAAUUUGCAAGCCAAGUUAACUGGUGAUGGAGAAUACAUCUUAUCCACACCAAAUGGCGAAUUUAAACUAACGCCAACCCUUGUUAGUGUGAAGAAGACUCAAAAAACAGUCCAUGUUGAGGAAAUUAUUCCAAGUGUAAUUGAGCCUUCAUUUGGUGUUGGCAGGAUCCUUUAUUCAAUCCUAGAACAUAAUUUCAGAAUGAGAGAAGGUGACGAACAGAGGACCUAUUUCUCAUUACCAGCCACAGUAGCACCUAUGAAGUGUGCAGUAUUACCCCUCAGUGGCAACACUGAAUUCCAACCAUUUGUCAGAGAACUGUCCCAGGGUUUGAUUAACGCCGAUGUGUCGCACAAGGUCGACGACUCCUCUGGUUCAAUUGGUCGCCGAUACGCUAGAACUGAUGAACUGGGUGUGCCUUACGCUAUUACCGUCGAUUUCGACACCAUAAAAGAACCCCAUUCUGUUACAUUGAGAGAAAGAGAUAGUAUGGCACAAGUGAGACUCCCUUUGGAUGAUGUAGCUGCUGUUGUGAGAGAUUUGUCUAACAGCAAGAUCUCUUGGUCUGAUGUGGAGCAGAAGUAUCCUAAGUUUGAGCAGCAGGAAACUAAGGGUGCUGCAGCAUAGGCUGAUGCAAUAGAAGAAUCUAAAAUGUUCCAUUGAAAAUGUAUUUAUUAUUAGCUUAUAAGCUUGUCUGCUGUUCUCCAGUGAGAUUCAAUUUAAAUUUUUUUCAAGCAUUUUUAUUUUUGCAAUGGAAUAAACAAUUGAAAAUACUUUA
Molecule: messenger RNA, 2538 nt
Organism: Spodoptera litura
Lineage: Eukaryota; Metazoa; Arthropoda; Insecta; Lepidoptera; Noctuidae
Gene: GlyRS
Product: glycine--tRNA ligase
Biological process (GO): mitochondrial glycyl-tRNA aminoacylation
Cellular component (GO): mitochondrion; cytoplasm
Molecular function (GO): ATP binding; glycine-tRNA ligase activity
Source: RefSeq, a predicted model, not a curated record